AUAUGACAUCGACACAAAAUCCUAAAACCCCUUUACCACCGGAAUUGAAUUGCAGAGAAGAAUGGCAUCAACAGUAGACCCAAUUGAAUCCUUCAAACCCUACAAGCUUAACCAAACUCUCCCAGCGCACAAACGCGCUAUCUCCAGCGUCAAAUUCUCCGACGAUGGACGCCUCCUCGCCUCUUCCUCCGCGGACAAGACCGCCCGUACCUACUCCCUCUCCGGUUCCUCCGCCGGCGUCCACCACGUAUUCGAAGGCCACGAACAAGGAGUUUCCGACCUUGCUUUCUCGUCCGAUUCACGCUAUCUCGUCACUGGUGCUGAUGACCGGACUAUUCGCCUCUGGGAUGUAUCGACCGGAACCCGCAUCAGGACUCUCAUUGGACAUACUAAUUUUGUGUUCUGUGUAAAUUUUAAUCCCCAGUCGAAUAUGCUUGCUUCGGGUUCGUAUGAUGAGACGGUUCGCAUUUGGGAUAUUAAGUCUGGGAAGUGUAUAAAGGUGCUUCCUGCCCACUCCGACCCGGUGACCGCGGUUAAUUUUAAUCGGGAUGGGACGCUGAUUGUUUCGAGUAGCUAUGAUGGGCUUUGUAGGAUUUGGGAUGCUUCUACUGGACAUUGCAUGAAGACUUUGAUUGAUGAUGAACAUCCACCUGUUAGUUUCGUGAAGUUUUCUCCUAAUGGAAAGUUUAUUCUCGUUGGGACUUUGGACAAUACUUUGCGACUUUGGAACUACUCCACUGGCAAAUUUUUGAAAACCUACACAGGCCAUGUCAAUUCUAGGUACUGCAUUUCUUCAGCAUUUUCUAUAACGAAUGGGAAGUAUAUAGUAAGUGGUUCUGAGGAUAACAAUGUCUACUUGUGGGAGCUUCAGUCACGAAAAAUAGUUCAAAAGCUGGAAGGUCAUACGGACACUGUUAUAUCAGUAUCGUGUCACCCAACUGAGAAUAUGAUUGCGUCCGGUGCUCUUGGAAAUGAUAAGACCGUGAAGAUUUGGACGCAAGAGGACUGAUAUUUUUCGUGGCUGUAAUCUUUUUACAUAAUCGCAACGAGAUGGCUCUCUGGAGACCAGAAUGGGAACCUUUUGUUUGUAAUAGUCUGUUAAUAUAUGUCUAGGCAAGUGCAUUGUGGAUUAAUUUUUUUCAGGAAAUCCUGAUAGUUAAUUGUUUUGAAGUACUCCCUUCCGUUACUCUACCUAAUUUAACAUUAUUCGGAUUUCAGGAUAUUGCUGCUUCGGAUUAAUAUAUUUGUUACCCAACUUAUUGAAAAUUC
Molecule: messenger RNA, 1269 nt
Organism: Olea europaea var. sylvestris
Lineage: Eukaryota; Viridiplantae; Streptophyta; Magnoliopsida; Lamiales; Oleaceae
Product: COMPASS-like H3K4 histone methylase component WDR5A
Exons: 2
Coding region: 62-1009 (315 amino acids)
Cellular component (GO): Set1C/COMPASS complex
Molecular function (GO): histone binding
Source: RefSeq, a predicted model, not a curated record